This is a messenger RNA of Penicillium lagena, 1599 nucleotides long. Its product is annotated as putative autophagy protein (Atg22). The transcript is spliced from 5 exons. Bases 1 to 1599 code for a protein of 532 amino acids. Lineage: Eukaryota; Fungi; Ascomycota; Eurotiomycetes; Eurotiales; Aspergillaceae. The record is from RefSeq and is a predicted model, not a curated record.
AUGGACCAGGACCAGGAACAGGGCAAGGACACCAUCCUGACCUCUGACGAGGUGGCUUCGGCCAGAAGUCCCUCGGCUGAGGACAAGCCCACUGCGCCCGAUCAUUUCGACGAUCAAUACCGCACCACCCAGAAAGAAAUCUGGGCCUACUAUUCCUACUACAUCGGCAACAACGGCCUGUCGCUAUUCAACUUUGCGCCCACAGCCUUCCAAAACCUGUUGUAUCAGGCCGCUCCGACCAGCGGGCUACUGUCCUUUGCGGGAGAACUGCGCAGCAUAAACAGCAUUGUCCUGCUUAGCAAUGGAAUCUCCUUUGCCAUCCAGAUCGUCGUGUUCGUUACGAUCGGUAGUUUCGCCGACUUCGGCUAUUGGCGCCCUAAUAUCCUGAUCAUCCUGUCUCUCUUCGCCUACGGGAUCGGUUUCGGCUGGCUGGGUGUGCACACCGCGGACCAGUGGCAUAUCGGCGUGGGAUUGUAUAUUGUGGGUUUAAUCGCCUAUCAGACGUGUCUAACCUUCUGGACCGCCGCGUUCCCGGGUCUGGCGCGCAACACCGCCCAUAUGAAGGAAGUGGCCAACCAAUAUGUGUCGGGCCAAAUCACUCGCGACCAGUACGAUUAUGCCGAUACGAUGAUGCGAAGCAAAUUGUCCAACGUUGCAUUUGUCGUUCAAUCGGUUACUGAGAUUGUUAUUCUGGCCAUCAUUGUGGGGAUCAUGUUCGGACUCGACGUGGAUGCUAGCCAGGCCAACAACAAUUGGGGUCUCAGUGUGCUCAUCGCCUUCGUCUCGGGCGUGUGGCUGUUGGUUUCUUUGCCGUGGUUCUUCAUGGAGAAACGCCGGCCCGGCCAAGACCCGGGCAAGCGGUCGAUUCUUGUUGCGGGCAUUUGGCAGCUCUGGCACGCAGUUCGACAGAUCUGGCAUUUGAAACAAAGCCUGAUAUAUCUGAUUGGGUAUUUCUUGCUGGGAGAUUCCCUCAACACAACUGUGACCGUCAUCUCGACCUUACAGAACAGCAUCGUCGCCUACAACACCCUGAAGCUGACAUACCUUCUGAUCGUCGGUAUUGCCGCGCAGGCUGUCGGCAUCUAUUCAUUUUGGUGGAUCCAACAGCGUUUCAAGCUGGGCACCAAAGCCAUGUUCAACGCGAUUGCCUUUGGAAUCAUCCUGCUUGAUGGCUGGGGCAUGAUCGGAAUCUGGACGGACAAAUUCGGGUUCCACAAUGUCUGGGAGGUUUGGGUCUACCAAACAUUCUACGGGCUGUUUAUUUGUCCGUGGUACAGUUACUCGCAGAUUAUGAUCUCCGAAGUCACUCCGCGCGGUCAUGAGUUCCUCUUCUUCAGUCUCUUCAGCAUUAUCGGCAAGACCUCCUCUUUCAUCGGACCAAUUGUCUCAAGCGCUAUCAUUGAUGCAUCGCCAACCCACAACCCCUCGACCCCGUUCUACUUCCUUUUCGCGCUCAGCGUGUUUAGUUUCAUCGUCCUUGUCUUCUUCGUGGACCUCAAGCAGAGUCGCAUUGAGCAAGAGACGUUCUUGCAGGAUAAAUUGCGGAAACUGGAAGGCAGUGACAUGUCUUCUGAAGGAGAGACGUCUUCAACAGUUUGA